Messenger RNA from Hypoxylon fragiforme, 691 nucleotides. RefSeq lists its product as uncharacterized. The record is from RefSeq and is a predicted model, not a curated record. The transcript has a single exon. The coding region runs from base 169 to 540 and encodes 123 amino acids. Lineage: Eukaryota; Fungi; Ascomycota; Sordariomycetes; Xylariales; Hypoxylaceae.
GAGUAAAAAAGGAAAAAGAAAGGAGAGGCAAGAAAAUUAUGGAUACCCCAAAAUGGAUUAUGAGAAAAGUCGACGGGAUGGGAACAUGCCUACUUACGUAUGCUCUCUUCGUUGAAGAGUCUCUGUGGUUGGUGGGUUUUCAACAAAUAUGUACGAAGAUACGAGUAGAUGAGGAUGAAUGAACGGUGGACGGGGGACGGUCGGACGAUUGGGUCUUCUUUUCCUUUUUUUUUUUUUUCUCUUUUCUUCCUAUCACAUUUUCCUUGUCAACGGUGGAAAGCAUGUAUUGGUGGCUGUGUGUCGGUUAAGCGCGUGUCGGCUUACGUCCUAAUCUCACACGAAUCGAUCCUCACAGCCCAAAUUGGGACCUGGAGUGGUCCAUGUUCUAUUUUUAUCCUCUUUUUUUUUAUUAACGCAGGAAUUGGCCGUGCCAUGCCAUGUGUUGUUGUGCGAUACCCUUUGUGCUUUUUGAAGCCGAACCAAUUCGCAUUCACAUGGCGUAAGAGUUGGACUGAUAGAACUAACCCGCUCGGCAAGUGAAGUUCGCACUUCUGUUGGCAGCGGGAUGCCGAUACCUUUUUUGCACGCAAAGGGGAGACAUUUGCUGUCUUCGCUUCGGUACGGAGUUAUUUUAAUUGGGCGGAUGGGCUGGAAGACAGUCGGGAGUUUGUUUUCUGUACCUGGAUGAAUG